Molecule: messenger RNA, 1084 nt
Organism: Moneuplotes crassus
Lineage: Eukaryota; Ciliophora; Spirotrichea; Euplotida; Euplotidae
Source: the annotation of a GenBank genome assembly
CUAAAUCAGGUAAAUGAACGAGGUGGACGAUAGCUCAGGCGAUGAUUUAGACCUGGAUUCAAAGCUUUAUCAGUAUACUCAGGAAGGAGACCUAGACUAUAAGUCGUAUAAUAUCUCCACCAAGGCCCCUGACGAACGACGCUACGAGAAUUCAAAGAUUUCUGCAGAAGGAGGUAUCAAACAAUGUUGGGGUUCAGCCUUGUUUCUUGAUGUACCCGAGGUUGACAUUUUCUCAAAUAAGCCUAAAGAUCACCCGAAGUUGACCUUAAAUUGCACAUCCUUUACUCCAAAUCCUAAGAGUCGUAAUGAAAUCCAAGAGAAAUGAAAACUAAGCACGAAUUCUAAAUAGAUUUGUGAAGAAAGGUGUUCCAAAACUAAACCUUAAUUUUAACCAAUCAGUAUCAAAACCCAAGGUUGAGAUACCUCUUUUAAAACUGCCUAAGGCUCCUGUACAGAGGUCUUUUCAUUGUAACCCUGGAUUUCAGACCCAGAGGCCUGAAAUGAAGCCUUGUAACUCCUACCAUCCUGCUCCAAAAUCAGCAAGGUCAAUUGCACAUUCAGAAUUGGAGGGGACAUCUCAAGGCCUCAAACAAAAGGGAAAAGUCAAUUCUAAAAUAAAAUUUCCAAACGGAGGCUGGGUCUGCAGCAUUUGCCAAAAUUACAACUUCCAUGGUAGGAAGAAGUGUAACCGCUGUAAGAAGGAUAAAGCUUGCACUGAUUUCAACGGGAAGCCGUUGCAUCUACUGAAAGCCGAGGGCAAGCUACCCCAGAACUUCCCGACUCGAGGAGUAGGGAUUUCUAACAAUCCCAAUAGCUCUUUUGGGUCACAGUCUGUGCUUGCAUACACAGAGGCUGGUAAACAAGAGCUAGAAAUCAUCAAUUCAGCAAGAUCUUGCCAAAUUGACUUGGAGAAGUCAAUUUCUUCUUGUAAAGGCAAGAAGUUGGUGGAGAAGAAGGGAGAUUGGACUUGUAAGAAGUGCCAUAACCUCAACUUCGCCUUCCGCAAGCGCUGAAACAGAUGUAAAAAGGUAAGAAGUAAGUAAAUUUUUCAAGACAAGCUUCAAUAAUUCAUAUUUUAUCAGGG